Messenger RNA from Macrosiphum euphorbiae (potato aphid), 681 nucleotides. NCBI's taxonomy places the organism in Eukaryota, Metazoa, Arthropoda, Insecta, Hemiptera, Aphididae. The record is from the annotation of a GenBank genome assembly.
AUGGCAAAUGAAGAGCGAUAUCUUCCACCGUGGAUGACAGAAGAACAGGUUAUAAAAAAUACAAAAGAAUUUUUGCAGUUUGAAGGACAAAUUAAACAAUGCAUAUAUCCAAAUAUGUUAGCAUCGUAUGCAGAGGACAUUUUGAACAAAAUUGAGUCUAGUGAGAUACAUGAAGUUGUAUAUGGCUUUGAUAUGGAAUGGCCAGUAACAUUUAACAGAAAAUCAAAAAAAACUGCUCUUAUACAAAUUUGCACUGACCACUCUACAUGUUAUUUAUUCCAUGUGUAUCAUAUCAUAAAUCUUCCAUCAAUAUUUGUGCAGCUCAUUAAUCAUCCAAAGGUUAGAUGGUCUGGUGUAUUUAUUAAAAAUGAUUUUUUGAAGCUUGCAAGAGAUUUUGACAUUAAUGUUACUGGUGCUUUAAAUGGAAUUAUCGAUUUAGGUGAUUACACGAACAAAGUUUUGGAUUUUGACUUGUCUACUAGAUGGAGUAUGGCCAAUUUGGUUCAAAAUUUACUUAAAAAAGAUGUAAAUAAAGAUACAAAUGUUCGUAUGAGCAGUUGGGAUAGCAUACAUUUAGAUCAAAAUCAAUGUAUGUAUGCAGCGACUGAUGCUUUUAUAUCCUUAAUAUUGUAUGAACAUCUAAGAAAAUUUGAUAAAGAAAAUGAACUCCAGAUUAAUUAA